This is a messenger RNA of Kockovaella imperatae, 476 nucleotides long. Its product is annotated as mitochondrial import inner membrane translocase subunit TIM9. NCBI's taxonomy places the organism in Eukaryota, Fungi, Basidiomycota, Tremellomycetes, Tremellales, Cuniculitremaceae. The record is from RefSeq and is a predicted model, not a curated record. The transcript has 4 exons. The coding region runs from base 128 to 388 and encodes 86 amino acids.
UGUAUAGUAACACUUCUAUCUCUCUCUACCUGACAGUUGUGACCUACAUUCCAACGGGGAGAGCGAACAAGACAACGCAGCACAUUUUGUAUCUCCCUAGUCCCAUCAUUGACGACCUUCCCUCACUAUGGACUUCUCUCAGUUCAACGGCGCCGAACAAGCGCAUAUGACCAAGGUCAUUGAACGUAAGCAGAUGGCAGACUUUAUGAAACUCUACUCUGGGAUGGUCGAGAGAUGUUUCAAUGCGUGCGCUCAAGACUUUACGAGUAAAGCUUUGACAUCGAACGAGACGACCUGCGUGCAAAACUGUACCGACAAAUUCUUAAAGCAUUCCGAGCGAGUCGGUACGAGAUUCGCAGAGCACAAUGCGGAACAAGCAGGCAAGUAGGUGCCAAAGCCCACCGGAGAACAAGGUAGCAGGAAUCAUGAGAUUGCCUUAGCAUCUCGACUUUAUGCCCGCAAUGUAAUACUUCCAU